This is a messenger RNA of Zea mays, 4939 nucleotides long. Its product is annotated as acyl-protein thioesterase 1 homolog 1. The record is from RefSeq and is a predicted model, not a curated record. Gene Ontology annotation, molecular function: hydrolase activity. NCBI's taxonomy places the organism in Eukaryota, Viridiplantae, Streptophyta, Magnoliopsida, Poales, Poaceae. The coding region runs from base 3924 to 4688 and encodes 254 amino acids. The transcript is spliced from 9 exons.
GCAGUUAACAGACCCAUCGGCUGCCACGCUGGCACACUGAGCAUGCCUCAGCGAGGCUCUCGAGCCAUUCCUUUUUCUAUGUGGCCAAGCACGGGCUUCAACCACGGCAUCAGCCACCAGGCAACCAUGCGGCAGCCGCCCCGCGGACCACGCAGAUUAGAGCAGCCCGCAGCAGCGAAUUAAAGUUACAGCGGGUCGUUUGCGAGCACACAAGGAUCUCUAGCUCUGCCAUGGUGGUAACUGGUAUUCUGGGCGGGCUGCUCUAACCAUCAAAGCGUAGCGCACACCACUUGCUCGACAAAAGGUUGGGUGGAAAACUGUCUAGAGUUUCAUUUGCUUUUUUCUAUAUUUUAUUUUUGUUAUUAGUUUUUGAAUGCUUUGACUUCUGUCUUGAAUAUAUAUGUAUAUGCCCUUACAUUUUAUAACUAACAAUAUCAUGACGAAUCAUUAUCAUCAACGAUCUGACCUGUGAAGACAGUGACAUGCACAUCGCAUCCGUUUAAUCUCUGAGCUGCACAGGUGCUUUCUCUUUGCCAUGGUAACCUCCAAAGAUUAUACAAGGAAAUGUAGUUGUUGCCAAAUAUAUCAACCGUUUGUGUGAUGCUCAUCUCUGCACUGCUUGACCUUGACAUCUAUACGCUGACAUUUUACACUCUAGUAGCUCUACAUAGUGUAGACCACAUCAAAAAGAUAAUGUCUUGAUUCUUCCACUCCUAACGACCUUUGGCAUGUUUUCAUAUUACGGAUUCAGCCUUUCAGAGUAACAGCGGAUAGCUGGAAUUUUCUGCCUGGAAAGCAGAGUGUCUAGGGCACAUGACAUUCCUUCAGCAUCUUGCACUGCACAUCUUUAUGGAUGGAAUGAUGUGAGACAUGACGACGUAUUCCCUUUCAGCUUGGCCUGCACUCUUUAGUCUCAUUGUUUCAUCCCAUCAACAUGGAAGAGCUAUCAGUUAUCACAGGCUUAUUUCAUCACCAAGUUUACAGUAGAGGCUCAAGUUGGAAAUGUGAUGAGUUCUCCUUUUAUUUAGAUGCUGAACUUGUCAUACUCAUGGAUAUAUGCACCACAUAUAGUUCCCCUGAACAGAACGGAAUAGGCAGUGAUUACUCAAUGACAAUUAUUCUAUUCGAUUCUGUUAUGUUCUAUUCUAUCUUCUGCUGGUGCAAUGCACCCCAAAACAGCACUGUUCCUUUUGCCAAUCUGUAGUAACCACAUAUCUACUUACAAAGCUACAUGAUCACUGAUUAGUCACGUUUCACUUGGUGGUGAUACUGCCAGUUCAGAUCUGGUUACUAUAGUUUUCUCUUUUCUUUUCCUUGUGAGAACACAACACUAUGGUUAACAGUUACCACUGUUGAAAAUUGAGCACUAACAAAUUUUUGUUUAAGAUUUACUAUGAGAGAGACUAUAGUUGACUUAAAGGUUAUAAUAUUUCCACAGCCCAUAUGCACGCCAUAACUUUCAGCGUUUUCCUACUGUCACCCAUGGAUUAUGAUGGUCCAUCUCACAACUUCAAACCCCCAGUUAAACAACAUUCCUUUGCUUUGGUCUAUCUGAGGUUGAUCAAAGGGAUAAAUUCUGCACUAUGUUUAUGGAAACAUUGCCUUUCAUUUAUUACCUUUCACCUUUCCAAAACUUUUCAGAAGUCCUAAGAUUAAAACUGAAUGGAAGAACAACAUGUACAUUAAAAUAACUGCUAACACAAAAGGGCAAGUAAUGUUCAUGUAUAAGUAACAGUAUGAAAUAGAAAGCGGAGAAGGAGAUGCUACUUCAGAUUUUCUGGAGAGAUCAAGCCAUUGAAAUAAGGAGCAUGCAUAAUUCUCCCAUUUACUUCCAAAGGCAUAAUUCUUCAGAUAACGGCAGCUACACAUUCCCUCUUGCAUUUUAGAAUUUGACUUCUGUUGAGCCUUGAUGUGGACUUCUUACAGUGAGUAUUCUUUACCUUUUAAAAUUAUUCAGUGAACUGGCCUUAGUGGGAGCUGAAUAUGGAAAGUGUACCUAACUGCAUAUGUAAUCAGAAACUUGCUUGCAAAGAAGCUACAGUCACAAGUAUUCCCUCUGGAAGGUGUACAUAAUUGUGUUAUCCUGCUGAUAUAUAGAUCUAUAGUAAGCAUGGACCAUGGAGUGAAAGCAUUUAAAAAACUUAUAGUUUUCCUGUUUUUGUAUCCUCUCGAACUGUAUGCUUUUAGGUUUUGAGUAACGACAAAUCUGAUAUUUUGUAUAGGUUGCUUUUUGAGGACCUUUUUCUGAUUUUAUAGAAAAAAACACCUUUUUGCAGGAACAUGUGCAAUAUGGAGGGGAACAAUAUGCAUGCUUCUAGUACCAGGGCAUAACACAAUGAUGCCUAUAAUUUUUAGUGUGAAAAAAGUUAGAUCAGGUGGCUUAUGAAUCUGUCUUGUGGAGUAGCUUCAUCUAGCACCAUGUAAACUGAAACCUCUGAUGCUAUUGUAACCGUGUAGGGACAACACGCAUAGCUCACAUAUUUUGGCUUGAGCUGCCUCCCACACUGCCCAUCUCAAUCAUUAGAAAAUGAAAAGGAGAAUGGAAUAUGAUUCUUGUUGUAUGUAGUGGGCCUGGCACACACAAAAAAAAAUGAGAAAAGGUCCAGGUUUUUUUGUUUUUUCUACCAGCUUAGCAUUUUCUUGGAAAAAUACCAUAUUUUGCAUAGACAUCAGUUUAUAUUUAUCUUUUUGUAUUUUUAAUCACCUCUUAAAAUUUGCAUCAUUGAAAAAGAAUCAACUGCUCUGCAUUUGCAAAAGCAAUAUGAAUAUUUGCAAAGGUGAACACCUUUGCUGGCAUGCAAACCUGGAGUUUUUGCAGUCUGUAAAAAGUUAAUCUUCUGAAAAUAUUGAGAGCUGGAAAGAAUCGGAUGGUUUGCAUAGCUACUUUGUUACAAAACCUUGAAUUCAAAACCUUAAUUUUACAGGUGUUCUCAUUAUAUUAAAAUUACUACAUGUUAAGGCUCUUAGCCUCUUAUAUUGGUGUACUCAUGUACCAUCAUGAAGAGUGUAGCCACGUAUAUGCUGCAAGUGGACUUGCAUUUCUGCCUUUGGUUCCCAUAUCCAUGCUGAUUCUGUACUGAGGCUUGAUAGAUAUGUCUUGCAAUAUAAUCAUCUUUUCUGAAUUCUUUAUUGUAUCCUGAUGGUAUAUCAUUUGCAAUUUGCAGUAGAAUAUUAUUUCGUUUUUGCUUUCUUUGUGAAAAUCUGCCACCAAGUGGUUUUCUGUGGGUCUGUGGGCAAGUAAUGUUUCCAUCAAAGAUUUUUUGCAGUUUAAUCGAACAGAAACUGCUAGUGGUGAUUCAAAAGAAAAAAGUUCAUGACUAGAAAAUAAGUUGACUAAUGCUUAUUCCUUGCAAGUUUGUUUUGAGUUUGUCACAUAGGGAGUUGCAUGGAUUUGUUGGCAGAAGGAAGUGCGCAUUAAUACUCCAUACACCAUGCAGCAGAGAGUUGUUCAUUGGCUGCAGAACAGAGAAAAAGGAGAAGACAACAUUAUAUAUUUGGUUAUUUCUCCACCGUCAGAGAUGCGGCCUAGUAACCUGUGUGCCAAAUGCAUUUUCAUGAAAUGGCAAAGUGCCAUUGCCACCCUCAAUAUGUAUAUCUGUGUGCAACUCUCUGCGUGCACGAUUCUUCACUUAGAGGGGGAAAAUAAUCUUAUAUCCUUUCGUGCCAUAAGAUUUUCAGAAUCCGAUUAUCCUCUACGACAGCACAAGGUGUGACAAACCGCACUGCCAUGCAAUGCAGAUUCAAGGAAUCUUUCAACAUAUAUUCCUCUCUCCAGGCUUUCAUUAUAAAUAGAGGCCAACUGGGUUUUGCACUUCAUACAACCCCAUACCUUCAGAGCUUACAAGGAGUAGCAGAGCUCAGAAGAGCAUUCGUAUUCAGCACAUAGUGCGCCUUCUUGAAAGAACUGUACAGGAGAUCACACAAUGAGCUAUUAUGGCAGCAGCUCUUCUGGUGGACGAAGCAGUAGGAGAGUCGACUAUGGGAGGACAUAUGUGGUGAGGCCAAAGGGAAGGCACCUAGCCACCAUUGUGUGGCUCCAUGGCAUAGGUGACAAUGGUGCUAGCUGGUCCCAGCUCCUGGAUUCUCUUCCUCUACCAAAUAUCAAGUGGAUAUGCCCCACUGCUGCAACCCGGCCUGUCGCGGCUUUUGGUGGAUUCCCCUGCACAGCAUGGUUUGACGUUGAGGACACAUCUAUAGAUGGCCGAGACGACAUUGAGGGACUGGAUGCUUCAGCUGCACACAUUGCAAAUCUGCUGUCGUCUGAGCCGUCUGAUGUGAAGCUUGGGAUUGGCGGUUUCAGCAUGGGCGCCGCCGUUGCCCUUCACUCAGCAGCAUGCUAUGCUCAUGGCAAAUUCACAAGUGGCAUUCCCUAUCCAAUCGCACUCAACGCAGUCAUCAGUUUGAGUGGCUGGCUCCCUUGCUCAAGGACCCUGAGGAGCAAGAUGGAGGGUUCACAUAUUGCUGUAAGAAGGGCUGGCUCCUUGCCCAUCCUGCUUAGUCAUGGAAGAGUGGAUGAAGUUGUCGUCUACAGGGAUGGCGAGAGAUCAGCUGAGGUUCUGAGGAACUCAGGAUUCUCAUUUCUGACUUUCAAGCCCUACAACGGGUUGGGCCAUUAUACGAUCCCUGAAGAACUGGACGACCUCUGCAAGUGGCUUAGUUCGUCGCUUGGCCUCGGCCGAUCUCGCUAAAAGAAUAGUUUUUUUUUUUUGGCGUAUGCGCAAUGGGUUUGGUGACAGCAUAUAUUUUGAGGGGAGGUUUGGUUUGAUAGCUUGUAAAACACUUGAUGCUAGCUGCUCUCUUCGCAUGUGGCUUUUGUUUCCGUCGUCCUAAUUUACGUACUCUAUGUCUCUAUGUAAUGCGGUACUUUGUUGUCUGAUGUUUGCUAAUAAAAAGAAAAUGCCGUUGAGGCCUCUGAUCAAUGGAAACAGCAUUUGUACUG